Messenger RNA from Adineta ricciae, 591 nucleotides. Lineage: Eukaryota; Metazoa; Rotifera; Eurotatoria; Adinetida; Adinetidae. The record is from the annotation of a GenBank genome assembly.
AUGAGUAUGGUUGGUUUGACUUUACUCGGAAAACUCAAUCGAAUUCUUUGUGCCGUUAAACAUGGCGAUCCGCACAUUCCAUUCGGUGGUAUAAACGUGAUACUCUUUGAUGAUUAUUUACAGUACCGGCCAGUAUACGAUGCUCCGUUACACACUGACUUUUCGUCGGAAAAUAAAAAGAAAUUCAAUAAAUUAUCUUCGGAAAAAGAAAUCCAACAACGUGUUGCACGUUCUUUAAUUCUACAAAUGAAUUGUGUGGUCAAACUUACUCAACAGAUGCGAACAGAAGGCAUACGAUAUCUUCAGUUACUUGAACGGCUUCGUCAAGGUCAAUGUAGUUAUGAAGAUUAUGAGUUAUUAUUGAAGCGUGUUGUUGUACAGUCAGCAUUAUCUCUUCAUGAACCACCAUGGAAUCAAACUCCCAUGCUUGUAUUUAGAAAUGAAAUACGAACACAAUUGAACCACAGAUCGGUAAUUCAUACUGCAGUACAAACAGGUUGCAAUCCAAUGGUAUGUGUUGCUCAGGACUUUUGUAAAGGCAAACCUGUUGAAGAGCCGAUACUCCUUAAAAAAAUUAUUGGAAUUAUCUGA